CAGAACUUACACCGCCUCCUCUUCAUCUUAUUUUUUUGCCAUUCACCACGCACUUAAUAACAAAUUAGCACGCGGAGAUCUCCACAUAAACAAUGGAAAUUAAAAAGUCCAAGAAAUCGAAGAACGACAAGAAGUCCAAGGCGCCCAAGGAGUCGUCCGUUUCGCUCAAACUGAACGCCUUGCAUCGCAAGCAAAAGGAAGUCGCCCGCGUGCUCAAUUUAAAACAAGAAAUAUUACUGAAGUCGGCUGUAUCCUAUCUGGAAUAUUAUGAGAUUCGGGCAGAAAUCGAACGACUCAACAGCCUGAAGGAGGCAUUUAUGCGCCGCGCUGAUAAGCUGAAGCAACAGGACAAAUAGUUGAUAAGUUGGGUUGGAUUAGAAACUAUAUAAGAGUAAAGAAAUCUGUAGCUGAUAUAUAUUGGAAUGUUUUGUACAUACAUACAUGUUUUACAUCUACAU
Molecule: messenger RNA, 458 nt
Organism: Drosophila mauritiana
Lineage: Eukaryota; Metazoa; Arthropoda; Insecta; Diptera; Drosophilidae
Exons: 2
Coding region: 93-356 (87 amino acids)
Source: RefSeq, a predicted model, not a curated record